Molecule: messenger RNA, 1081 nt
Organism: Ilex paraguariensis (yerba mate)
Lineage: Eukaryota; Viridiplantae; Streptophyta; Magnoliopsida; Aquifoliales; Aquifoliaceae
Source: the annotation of a GenBank genome assembly
AAAUAUUGUUUGGUGAAGGUUAUUUUUGUUUCAAUAUAGGAGUCAUAAUGUGUUGCUAUAAAGCUGAUCACAUAUUGCUAUAAAUCUGAUAUACCUAUAGAACUCUUUUAUGAACCCACUGAUCAUGUGUUCCCAAUAGAAGUCUGUUCUUUAAUUUUUUUUCUGGAUGUUGGUGUACCUGUACUCAACACUUUUUGGGUUAUAUUGUUUCUAUUUACUUGUAGGAUGUGGAGUGUUUACGUUCAUGAUCUCACAGUUCAUUACUUGGCAGAUGAAUUUGUUGUGAAGAAUAUUGAUCCUGAUGUAUAUUGCUACUUUGAUAUGUUAAAUGAUGUCUGUGAAAUAGCUUUGAAAGAUGUUCCUUCAAACGUCAACACUUCCAUAUCACUAAGUUGUGGAAUUCAUGGGUCAAUGCAAAAAAUGCAUGUAAACGAAGAUGCUGAUGUGGUGAAAAUGUUCCAGUUGAACAACAAGAGUACUGUGAUUCAUGUCUAUAUUGAUGGUGUUCAAUUCAUUCCACCAUUGAUAGAGGAAGCUUCUCAUCCUCCCCCACCUACAAAUAAAAGAAGUACUGCCAAGGAGAAAGAGGUUGAGGAUGGGAAUGAAGAUGAGGCCUUAUCUUACAGUGAUGAAUAUGGGUGGUGUGUGGACAUUGAGAGUGAUGUUAGUUUGAGUUGUGUGGAGUUAGUUGAAACUGAGUCAGAGAGUGAUGUGUCCCAAAUGUUUGGUUUGGAGGCCAUGAUGACCAAGAGACGGGAAAAGAAGAAAGAUGGGUCUUCAAGCACUGGAGCAGCAGAGAUAGUUGCUCAAGGAGGGAGUGAAGCUAAUGUGCCAACAGAGUCUGAAUAUGCAAUGUUCUAGUUUGUGUUGCAUAGGUUUAUAGUUAGCAAGGUACCUUUUUUUGUUGGCAUGGUGCCUUUUUGAAUAUGAUUUGUGAUGAUGCAUCUUUUGUGAUUUUUUUUUGGAUGCCUGCUAUUUUUUGGAUCCCACCUAUUUUUGAAUACUUGCCUAUUUGAUGUAAUAUGUUGACAAUGGGGAUUGUCAAAAUGCAACUUAGUAUUAUAUCAAUCCAAAAUUAUGC